GGUAGUUAAAAGCCGGCUGCCGGGGACCGCGGACGCACGAUGGCCAAGAUCAACAUCCCCUCAUUCACGCUCAACAAUGGCAUCCAAAUGCCAGCUCUGGGUUACGGGACGUGGCUCGGUCUCCGCCCGCAGGACAGAGAGUGCGACUACUCCGGCUGGGACAAGAUGGUGGCAUGCAUCUCGUACGCUAUCGACGUGGGGUACCGACACAUCGACACGGCACAUUUGUACAGGAUCGAACCGGAAAUAGGACAGAUUAUAAAGAAGAAGAUCCAAGAUGGUGUCGUGAAGAGAGAGGACAUUUUCAUCACCACUAAGGUGUGGCCGACGUACAGCCGCGAGGCCGACGUGGAGGUCUCUGUGCGCGGCUCUCUGCGCCGUUUAGGCCUCGACUACGUGGACCAGGUGCUCAUGCACUGGCCGCUCUCCUUCAGUGAAGAAGGCGUAGACCAAAACAUCGACUACCUAGAGACCUGGAGGGGCUUCGAAACCGUCCUCAAGAAGGGGUUGACGCGCUCCAUCGGCGUGGCCAACUUCAACGUGGACCAGCUGAAGCGCCUCAUCGCCAACAGCAACGUGAAACCUGUCACCAACCAAGUGGAGCUCAACCUCGCCUUCGGCCAAAAGGAAAUCGUGGACUACUGCACCUCCCAGAACAUCAGGGUUGUCGGCUGGGCGCCAUUCGGAGCCAUGAUCGCCAGCCGUGCCGCUCCUGACGCUAAGGGACCUAAGAUGGACGACCCAACCCUCGUCGCUAUUGCCAAGAAAUACAACAAAACUGUCGCACAAGUCGUGCUGAGAUACUUGCACCAACGCGGUAUCAUCAUCAUCCCAAAAACCCUCACCCCCAGGCGCGUCGUCGAAAACGCGUCCAUCUUCGACUUCACACUGUCGCAGCCGGAGUUCGACACAUUAUCGAAGUUCGACGUCAAUUACCGCUCGAACAGACCGAUUUUCUGGCAGGAAUACUCCGACUACCCCUUCGAGAAGUACGACGUUCCUCCCAGUGCUAUCCCGAAGUCGCUACUUACGUGGAAGAAUGGGAAAAAUCAAGAUAUCGAUUUGUCCUUCUGUAUUCGAGUCGCCAUGUUGUUUUUAACGCUGGCCGGCUUGUUCGCUGUGGUGGUAUGUGACGAAAAAGAUGGCGGCAAAGCACCCAGGAUCCCUCUGAACGAUGGCAACUCUAUGCCCGCUAUGGGGCUUGGCACCUUUCUCGGUUUUGACGAGAAAGGACAGAAGGAAGCAAAAAGUCUGGAGGUGGAGAAUGCCGUGUCAUGGGCACUUGACGCCGGGUACAGGAUGUUAGAUACAGCCUCAGCCUACAACAACGAAGUGCAGGUUGGGAGAGGCGUCCACAACUCGACAGUUCCUAGGGAACAUGUUUUCCUUGUUACAAAGUUGGGCGCCAACGAGAAGAGAGACGUUGUGGGGGCACUGAGAAAGUCUCUAGAACGCCUCAACAUGAGCUAUGUCGAUCUGUAUUUGAUUCACAACCCCGUAUCUUUCACUCCGGACCACAAACAGUACGAAGUCAUAGACUACCUAGACACCUGGAGACAGAUGGAGCAAACCAAGAAACUGGGGCUGGCGAAGUCCAUCGGAAUAUCCAACUUCAACAUCAGCCAGAUGGACCGGUUGUUGGCCAACUGCGAGAUCAAACCAUCGGUACUUCAAGUUGAGGUGAAUCUCAACCUCGCUCAGAACGACAUCCUCCAAUACUGCCAACGUCACCACAUAGCAGUGAUGGCGUACACACCAUUCGGAAACCUGUUCAGCGCUGACAAGAGCCCGCCGCCACCGCGCGCCAGCGACCCCACACUCAUAACGAUGGCCACUAAAUACAAGAAGAGCGUUGCACAAAUCGUGCUGAGAUAUUUGGUGCAAACAGGAGUAGCACCAAUCCCAAAGUCAGUGAACAAGCCCAGGAUCGAAAUAAACAUCGAUAUCUUCGACUUCACCCUGACACCGGAAGAAAUGCAGAUCCUGAGUGGCUUCAAUAAGAACUACCGUACAGUGUGGCCGAGCUUCUGGCAGGACCACCCCUACUACCCCUUCGAGCAGAAGGCGGUCCCUGACCCGGACUUGUUCAAUCCCAAGACAGAAUAAGAAACCAUGAGAGUAUUAAGAAGA
This is a messenger RNA of Cydia strobilella, 2130 nucleotides long. RefSeq lists its product as uncharacterized. The transcript has 17 exons. Gene Ontology annotation, molecular function: oxidoreductase activity. NCBI's taxonomy places the organism in Eukaryota, Metazoa, Arthropoda, Insecta, Lepidoptera, Tortricidae. The record is from RefSeq and is a predicted model, not a curated record. The coding region runs from base 40 to 2106 and encodes 688 amino acids.